AUAGUGAGCUAUUAGUAUUUCAGUGUAUUCUGUUUGAAACGGUUGUAUAGGAAUUCAAGUAUUGAGUUAAAACGUAUUAAGUUUAUUUGAUAAAAAUGUUAAAAAGUGCUUCAAAAGUGACAAUAAACACUGGUAAUGUGUUAAACCUCAUUGAUAUUAAGAAAAAGGCUGGGCAAAAUGUAACUGAAGAGCUUACAGAAAGCAUCAAGCUAACACUAUCAGAAUGGGGGACACAGAACGGCCAGCCAAUGCAAAACGGUACAACAGAGUCGAAGGCGCCAUCGGAAAACUAUAUGGUUUUAUCGACUUCAAAAGCGUCAGAAGCCGUAGUGAACAUUACCCGACAGCAUGACGACGUACAAAACAAAAUGGCAGAGGAGGAACGCAAGAAUCUGAAGAUUGGUGUGAAGAUAUUCAUCAAUGAGGAUAGUACGGCUGCGUUGAUCGAGUGCUUGGAGAAUGUAUUCACGGCACUUCGAACGGAGUUUAUUGAAAACGUGAUACUGUCUUAUAAUCCUGACAUUACGCAUAAGGAAGACACGCGUGAUGAUACCGUGAAGAAUGCGUUCACUAAAGCAUCUCCGAUUUCUCUGGGCAGUAAUGUUGGACGCAUUCCGAGUACAGAAAUGGAGGCGGACAGUGAGUCAGAUGCCAAGAAAUGUGAAGCUAUUCUGCCCGGUAUCAAAGUAUUGUGGGCUGUUCUGGAAGACUAUGUGAAAGAUGGGCGUGUCCAGCAACUGGGUGUGGCUGACGUGGGCGGGGGCUGCCUGUACAAGCUGCACGCGUGGGCCACUGUGAAGCCUUCCAUAGCGCAGAUCAACUUGGCCUCGUGCUGUGUAGUCCCGCCAUCUUUACAUGCUUUCUGCAAGGCGAAUGAUGUUCAAUUGCUGACGCAUGCUGAUCCGCCAGAUCUACUAUCAGUAGCGGCUGUGAAAACGCUAACAGACGCAGGAAUCGGUUGCAACAACUUGGACUGGUGCGCUCGAUACCAAGUGCACAUCAAGUGUCGCGGUGUUCUAGCGCUCAAGGGCUAUGUGUGUAAGGCCACCGUGGGAGAACAGAAAUAGAACAUUCUAGAAGGCUCUCGAACGUUCUAGAACAAUAUGGAAACGUUGUAAAAUGUUCUCGAAUGUUCUAGAAUGUUAUGGAAUGUUCUAUAAUGUUGUAGAAUGUAAUGGAACAUUAAAUAAUGUUCAAGAACGUUCUAGAAUGUAAUAGAACGUUGUACAAUGUUUUCAAAUGUUUUAGAAUGUUAUGGAAUGUGGUACAAUGUUCUCGAACAUUCUUGAAUGUUGUAAUAUGUUCUCGAAUGUUCUCGAACGUUACGGAAUGUUUUACAAUGUUAUCGAACGAUCUGGAAUAUUGCGUAAAAUUUUAAAAUACCUUACAUGUUUUAGAAUGUUCUGAAACGAGGUAAUGGUUAUAUGUUCUAGAAUUUUCGGGAAGAUUUUAGAAUGUUCGCGUAUUGGCUGUGUGUAAAACCAUCACAAAAGAAUUAUGUGUUUACAAACCAAGUGAAGUGAAUCCUGACACACUUAAUAUAUUAUAGGCGAGCAAAUGCAGUAUGGUCCUUGAACAUUCUAUAGCAAUUGUAAUAUGUAUUCUGGAAUAUUCUAUUGUGACUGAAAUUGUAACUGAGAAGGUAAUACAGGGUGUCCCACUAUUGGUAUACUCAGCGCGAAGGGACUUGUAGU
This is a messenger RNA of Colias croceus (clouded yellow), 1694 nucleotides long. RefSeq names its product glutamate--cysteine ligase regulatory subunit (gene Gclm). Gene Ontology annotation, molecular function: glutamate-cysteine ligase catalytic subunit binding; enzyme regulator activity. The transcript is spliced from 6 exons. Bases 96 to 1067 code for a protein of 323 amino acids. Gene Ontology annotation, biological process: glutathione biosynthetic process. Gene Ontology annotation, cellular component: glutamate-cysteine ligase complex. The record is from RefSeq and is a predicted model, not a curated record. NCBI's taxonomy places the organism in Eukaryota, Metazoa, Arthropoda, Insecta, Lepidoptera, Pieridae.